GGGUGGGUGAAAAAUUCAAUCGAUUAUCUGGCUCACAUUUCACGUUCACGUUGGUGCUUGGUGCGUCGUCGUUCAGUCUCCAUCCAUGCUCCAUUGUCAUUGCAUCGUUUAUUGGUGAUGCACUAAAGACGGGAGGUUCUUACGACAAUAUGUAGUUACAGUCCAAAUAACAGCUGAAUGUAGCGAACCUCGACGUCUCGUGUGCCUCCCGCCUUUUUUGCUAUCAUUCAUUCCUUUUUUAUUGGUAAUAACGAACGUUUACGAGUUUCAAAAAACAUGGCAAUUCUUCCACCCGAUCCGAUUUACAUUCUUCGAGGCAAUAACGGGCCUGUUCACAGCCUCACCUUUAAAAUUACUCCAUACAUCGAACAUCUUUAUGCAGGCACCGAAAAUGGAGAUAUUCAUAUUUGGGAUCUUAAGAAAAAUCGUGAAGCAUUGAAACUUGAAGACAAAAAAGAUCCUUGUCUCUCUUUGAGCGUGAAUGAUGAACGUCUUGUUGCACAGAGAAAAGGCGGUGCAAUUGAUAUCUGGAGCGCGGAUGGAUCGCACUGGACACUGGACCAAACUACCGAAACCACUUAUUGUGGUUUUUGCAGAUUUCAACAUCAGGAUCAUGAUCUUGUACUCGUACCUCUCAAAAAUUCUGUAAUUGGUGCUCUGUCUCUGAAGAGUCUUGACAUUGUCUACGAAUUGGACAGUUCCUUAUUUGAGGAUCAGCCGAAAUUAGGCCAAGUAAUGGCGAUCAAACCCAUCAAUUGUUUUGAGAGGAAUUACGUACUUGCUUCGUACGAGAGCGGGCACACGGGUUUGUGGGAUUUGAGAGAAAGACGAGUCGUUGGGUGGUUGAAAAUCAACGAAUGCCCGAUGGCUAUCAAUUUUGAUGACUACUGGAUGAGAGGAGUCAUCGGAAGUCCGAGCGAUAAAUUGGAGAUAUUUGAGAUGAGCAAAGUCCAAGCUCUCGCGCUGAGCCGUCAAAUAACAAUAAAAAAUCCUGGUACAUCGGUCAUUGGCUCACGAUCUGAUUCCAAAGUGUUUGCGGUCGGAGGAUGGGAUGGACGUCUACGUAUAUUUUCGUGGAAGAGUCUUCGACCUCUCGUAGUGCUGGAUCAGCACAAAGGAUCGAUUCACGACAUUGCAUAUUACCAUGGUAAAAUCGAGGCUUACAACAGUAAAGGUUUGAUGGCCGCAGCUGGGAAAGACGGAACAAUUUCAUUGUGGGAUAUUUACAAUCAAUGAAUUUGUAAAUACUGCGUCCGCGGCGUUAAAAAUUUUAAGACGGUGAUGAAAGAAAGAAAGAGAAAGAGAGAGGGAGCAAACGAGAGAGAGAACAAAGGAAUUUUUAACGAAAGCGAAAUAAAAAAUAUAUAUUUUUUCAUACACAAA
Messenger RNA from Venturia canescens, 1383 nucleotides. Its product is annotated as guanine nucleotide-binding protein subunit beta-like protein 1. The transcript is spliced from 5 exons. The coding region runs from base 277 to 1236 and encodes 319 amino acids. Gene Ontology annotation, molecular function: protein binding. The record is from RefSeq and is a predicted model, not a curated record. NCBI's taxonomy places the organism in Eukaryota, Metazoa, Arthropoda, Insecta, Hymenoptera, Ichneumonidae.